Molecule: messenger RNA, 2515 nt
Organism: Centropristis striata (black sea bass)
Lineage: Eukaryota; Metazoa; Chordata; Actinopteri; Perciformes; Serranidae
Exons: 8
Coding region: 503-1552 (349 amino acids)
Cellular component (GO): cytoplasm
Source: RefSeq, a predicted model, not a curated record
AUCAGCCCAGUCAUACACACAAAGACGAGGAGGACCCACAGGCGCUCCGACUCUCUCAGCUUAGUUAGCAUACUCUGCUGUGCAGCGGCUGUCUACAUCCCACUAUUGUCCCAAUGAUGACCUCCAAAGACAAAGGACUGAUAUGUUAGUAGGGUGGGGAAACUGUAAGCACAGCACAGAAAGGAAACAGGAUUCUGUGUGUGUGUGCGUGUGUGCGUGUUUGCGUGUGUGUGUGUGAGUAAGUGUAUGUAUGUGUAAAAUUGCACCUUAUGUACAAAAGAGUGUGUGAGGAUGAGCAUGUGCCGAAAUUCCUGAAGAAGACUUGAUCAAAAAGAUUGAUUUUAGGAUAAAGAAGCUGUGAAAGUCUUCUUCACCCUCCGAGAUGAAACUAUAAACCAACACUGUCCACCUCAAGAAGCUGCUGGCCAAAGCACAGCACCUUCUACCUCUUGACUACUCGGGCCAGGUGGCGCUAAGUUAACCAGCCCUGCCAGCCGCCAACAUGCUGCAGCAGAUUUUAAAGGACAUGUACAUAGACCCGGAUGUUCUGGAUGCUCUCAACGAGGACCAGAAAAAGACUCUGUUCCUGAAAAUGCGCCAGGAGCAGGUGCGGCGCUGGAAAGAACGGGAGGAGAAACUGGAGAGAGAAGGGGGGGACGCCGAGUGCAAGCGAACAAAGCCAAAAAAAGCCAACAGUAAGAAUGUGAGCUGGCUGCUCGGCCGGGAUGGAGAUGUGGCGGUCAUUGUGAUCGGGGAGGUGGAUGAGCUGAGCUCAAAAUUCAUCUGCUCUGGAUUUGGAGAGAAGAAGGCGCCGGGUCUUCAGAACAAUGCUUACCAUCAAACCAUCCUGAAGAGCAGAAUAACCACAGAACCUGCCAGGACCGAGCGAGAGAACCUGUCUCCAAAAGCACAACCUGGAAUUUCACUGAAUUUAAAGGGGAAGACUGAGGAGACGAGCACUUUACUCCCUCUGCCGGUGUCAGUGAGUGAGCAUUCAUCACCUCCAGCAUCAGAAAAGCCUGAGUUGAAGUCAGCCAGUGCAACUGAGCAGAAGUCAGUUCCCCAGCCCUCCAUCUGCUCCAGGGCUCCCAUGAGAGCUAGCCCUGUCAAUGUGAGACCAGCUUCUGCAAAUGCAGCACCAGGCUCUGUCAACACAAGACCCGGCGUCGCAAAUCUGAGACUGGCCACCACCACUACCACCACCACCGCCACUGCUGCUGCUGCUGCUGCACCAUCCCCUUCCCCCAUCAGCACUGUCAAAAUAGACUCUGGAGCAACCAGAAGUGGCCUGCACUCACAGGGACUUCAGAAGCCAAAAGAAUCACAGGGCGGAAAAGACAUUGGCGCAUCAGAAGUGUCUCGGAGGGCUGCCUCAGAGGAGGCCGGGUCAUCAGGGAGCACGCCAACCUGCGCAGGGCGCGGCCGGGUGGCUCAGCUGAUGAAAAACUUCAGCACUGAAAGCACUGCACAGACCCCCCCGCGCAGCAUCAAGCCUCCUCUCCCCACCAAGCCUAGCCACUUGCGUCUAACGAGCACACCUACUGUCAGGUAACUCUCACACACUGAUGCACAAACGCCCACUCAGCUUCACGCAUCCCAGCGAUUCAAAUAAAGCCACACUGGACAAUGUCGGACCCCUAAUGCGGAGCCUCAGCCAGUGGGUUAAUGGGAUGGAGAACUCCAAAGGUGGAAAAGAAGAAAAUGUUCACAAUGUUGCUAUCACUCCCAAAGCACAGCGAUGGAAAUGCUUGAAUGUAAUGGUUUUGUUUUAUCUCUGGAUGCUGCAGUACUGUAAACACUCUUUGUGGGGGGGGGAAAACUCCAAAGCAAUAGAUUGCUAUGUAUAUGUAUUUUUUCCAGGGAAUUGAUGACUAUCACAUGUAUUCACUUGAUGUUGAUACUUUCCACUUUGUGUAACAUGGGGAAAAAUUUUCUUGUUCAAUUCACAAAAUACACACACACACACACACACAAUAUUGUUUACUCACCAAUGACAUUAUUAUAGUUGCAUGUGCUCAUAUGCAGACACACAUGUGGUUCAGGACAAAGAAUGGGCAUGGGCAGGCAUAAUGGGGUGGAAUAAGGCACAGCAGGGUCCUCCUUCAUCUAGCUGCCUCCUCCUUGGGAAUACUCUCGGGUUGUUUAUUUGUCACAGUGCAAUGUAUGUCUCCCUCUGCCACCUGGCAGGAGCCUCACUGCGACCUGUUGUGGACCAAUGACAGUGCCAAAUGCAUCGUCUGUCACUCCCAGUGGAUCAAGUUAGACAGUCGCUGCCAAAUAAUCCAGCUCUGUGUUAUUUUUCUGCAAUGUUUUCCGUACUAUUCUAGACAUGUGUGGCUGUACUUUUUCUUUUUUAUAUUUCUGACAUUUUCUAUAGGGAGAAAGCUGUUUUGUUAAUGGGAUAUUUAACAUUACUAUGAUGCUCACUUGUAAAAUGAGAAACUUUUUUUUUUUUAUCUUUGAUGUCAAUUUUGUAUGGUGCAAUCAAAGAAACAAUAAAAUUGUAUAAAUUGUA